Molecule: messenger RNA, 4823 nt
Organism: Pristis pectinata (smalltooth sawfish)
Lineage: Eukaryota; Metazoa; Chordata; Chondrichthyes; Rhinopristiformes; Pristidae
Gene: cercam
Product: cerebral endothelial cell adhesion molecule
Exons: 13
Coding region: 584-2689 (701 amino acids)
Source: RefSeq, a predicted model, not a curated record
CAAUUUUCUGGGCAUUCAGAACAAGUUACGAUUCUUAAUCUUUAAGUUACAAAAAUGAUUCUUUGCAUGGGCUGGCUGAGAUCUGACUCCACUGGACGAAAGCUCUCUGGCUGAAUAACCAUUCAAGCAGGUGUGAGACUGGACAAUGAGCACAAGUGGGCUAUUCGACUGUGCAGACCAUCACUGCCAAAACAGAUCCAACAUUUCCAGCAGGACUCUCAGGAUGAGACUCCAGACUAAUCACAUUUCUGUCCCCGACCUCAAAAAAGAACAGAUAGUUUGUUGCAUUUUCUGCGGGCGAGAAUCCAAACCCCCAAUGCAUUAUUUUUUCACCCUGCACUUCAAACACCAAUGGACCUCGUCGCAUUGCAGUUUAUGGAAGCUUCCCGUGCACCGUUCGGUUGUCGCGUUUCCCACGUUAUAGCACAGUUGAUUGUCUGGAAAGCAUUUUAGAAAGGCGCUAUUGAAAGGAAAGUUUCUGAAACCCGAGGUUCCACCCGGGCCUCUUCCUGUCUGAAGCACAGUCGGUUCCAUGCAGAUUCACCACAUUUUGACUCAGAGGAACAGAUUUUAAUUUAAAGUCAUGUUUUCUUCAACUAAACUGAAAAGAAUUAUAACAUUUCUCUUCCUCCAUUGGGGAGACUUUCUGAACUACAGUGUUAACUUGCUCUCUUUUUACUUCACAAGAAUGUCCUUUCUCCCUCGAGUCAUGCUCUCCAGUUUCCCCUUCUCCUCCACCCCGGCUCCGCCUCAGCGCGAACUUGUAAAGUCUCCAGCAGCUCCAUGUGUCUCCACCCCCACCCCGCUUGCUGACGCGUCCCGUCUCGUCCCGCUCCCGGGGAGACGGGCUGCACCAGAGAGCAAGGGGAGUGCUCGAAGGAUGGCGGCGGCGAGGGCGAUGGCCGUGUGCGCGGCGCUGCUCCUGACCGUCCUAUCCCGACCCCUCGCAACUGCCGCCUACUUCUCGGAGGAGCGGCAGCCCAGCGAAUCGCCGCUGCAGAGCCCCACCGUGCUGAUCGCCAUCAUCGCCAGGAACUCGGCCCACACCCUGCCCUACUACCUGGGGGCUCUGGAGAGACUGGACUACCCGAAGGACAGGAUCUCCAUCUGGGCAGCAACUGAUCAUAACAUAGACAACACAACUGCCAUCCUGAGAGAGUGGCUGACCAGCGUCCAGAGGUUUUACCACUACGUAGAGUGGCGGCCAAUGGAUGAGCCAAGAUCCUAUCCAAAUGAACUAGGCCCCAAACACUGGACGCAAACCAGAUUUGAAUACAUGAUGAAGCUGAAGCAAGCUGCACUCAAAUCUGCCAGGAAACAAUGGGCUGAUUACAUUCUGUAUGUGGACACAGAUAAUAUUCUGACCAAUAACCAAACACUCAACCUAUUGAUGGCUGAGAACAAGACCGUGAUAGCUCCACUGCUCAUCUCACAGACAGCUUACUCCAACUUCUGGUGUGGGAUCACUCCUCAGGGUUACUACCGCAGGACGGCAGAAUAUUUCCCGACUCGGAACCGCCAGAGGUUAGGCUGCUUUGCUGUUCCUAUGGUGCACUCCACCUUCCUGAUCGACCUGCGCAAGGAAGCCGCGCAGAACCUGGCGUUUUACCCUCCACACCCGGACUACUCUUGGGCCUUCGAUGACAUCAUCGUGUUCGCAUUUUCCUGUCGUGCCUCAGAGGUCCAAAUGUACGUGUGCAAUAAAGAGCGAUAUGGUUUCAUCAACAUUCCUGGCAAACCCCAGAGCACACUGGAGGACGACAACCUGAACUUCAUCCAUCUUAUGUUGGAUGCAAUGAUUUAUGGGCCCCCGAUGUUGCCAUCACAGUUCACCUACCUCCCGCCCAGGUAUCCGGAUAAGAUGAACUUUGAUGAGGUUUACCUAAUAAACCUCAAGCGGCGUCCAGAUAGACGGAAGAGGAUGCUUCAGGCGCUGUACGAGCAGGAGAUUGACUCCAAGAUAAUAGAUGCAGUGGACGGAAGUGCUUUGAACAGUAGCACCUUAAAAGCAAUGGGAAUUAGCAUGUUGCCAGGAUAUUAUGACCCAUACUCCGGCAGGACUUUGACCAAGGGAGAAAUUGGAUGUUUCCUUAGCCAUUAUUCCAUCUGGAAAGAGGUGGUGGAUCGAAAGCUGAACACAGCUGUGGUCUUUGAAGAUGAUGUGAGGUUUGAGGGCCACUUUAAGAGGAAGCUGAAGAGACUGCUGAACGAAAUUGAGAAUGUCAAUUUGGAAUGGGACCUUAUCUACCUUGGUCGAAAACUGGUCAAUCCCAAUCAGGAGGAGGCUGUGCCCAAUGUCCGUAAUUUGGUUGUGGUCGAGUAUUCAUACUGGACGCUGGCUUAUGUCAUUUCACAGCAGGGUGCUGAGAAACUGGUUAACUCUCAGCCAUUGAGUAAAAUGCUGCCUGUGGAUGAAUUCCUUCCUAUCAUGUACGACAAGCACACAAAUGAGGAAUAUAAGAAAGUUUACCCCAAACGAGACCUGUUGGCAUUUUCUGUCCACCCUCUCCUGGUGUUCCCCACCCACUAUACUGGAGAUCCUGGAUGGUUCAGCGACACUGAAACCUCCACCAUUUGGGAUGAUGACCUGGUGAAGACGGAUUGGAGUGGCUCUCAGAAAACAGUGAAGGCCUCGCAGGCAGGAGCCUCGCGUCAGUCCAUUGGAUCUGCCUCAAGGGAUGAACUGUAAACCUCAGCAUCGGUGUAAGUUUUCAGAAAAUGAACAUUCUCAGGAAGUUGGUGUUUCAGACCGACAGAACUGCCAAAAGAUGAAUGAAGAUCGGCCAGCUGUAAAUGUUGUGAAUUUCUAUCAAAGCUCAUCUGCCAGAUGCAGGCCGCACAGCUAGACAGAGAUGCUUGAAUGAGGAGCAAAAUUAUUCAGUCCCAUCUCAGCACUUUAACUGUGUGUAGUGUGAAGGUGGCACCCAUUACCUAAAAGGCACAGCCCUUAAAGGCAAAACAUUGAAUAAAAUGAUCCAGCUCAUCAACAAGGAAAACAAAAUAUUGUGCAUGUAGAUAGAUCCUUCAGGACCUUUGAACCGCAAAAGCCAAUUUAUAACCUGCCCUAAACAUGACUCGUUCCCACUAUGUAGUCAACAAUGUUAAAAAGAAUGCCUUUGCUUGAAGCAGACAGUGUCGGAACUUCCUGCUGGUCCGGCGUGCUCCCAGUGUUAAGAGGCAGCAGGCCAUUUAUGCAUAGAAAGGAUUGGUGCCCUGGUUGAGAUCAUAAGAGGGACAAUACAAGUUAAAUGUCAAGUACAGGCAGAAUGGAGCAAGCAGCCUCUGUGUGUUGUACCAUUCAAUUAUUCUGUGAAUUUGAGUAAGCAACUGUUUGAAACUCCUGGGUAGUAAAAGUAGGGUAAAAGACACUGCAGGAUGUUGGAGACCACAUCCCUAAAUAAGUAUGCCCUCACUCCACUGUCUUCUCUAAAUGGCCAUCUCCUGCUGAGGAAGUAAACCAUGCAGUUAGAAGUUUCCAAAUGAUCUGAUCUUAGCUGGCACAGUGAUGGCAGCAGAGGCACACCUGGUCCAGCAUGGAGUCCCUGAGAUAGAGGCCUACAUGCAAAUACUGGGAGAGAUCAGUUCCUCUGUGAUUGAACAACACCACAGCUAGUGGGGUAUCACAGGCAAGACUGCAAAAGCAGUUCAUAGAGAACAACCAACUGAUUUAAGACUAUUUCAGACUUUAAUACCUCUAGUGGCCCAUGGUCUAGAUAUUGAAGACUAUACAAUAAAAUGAAGCAAUGGGAUGACUUAAGUUCAACCCCACACUAACUUUAGAAAAGCAAUCCUUCCCCUAUUCACUAUCUUUGGUGGGGAAGAUGAACAAUUCAAAAUGUUUUCUUAAAAUGCUUCUAGCCAAUGUAAAAAUAGAAAUGUGAUCUUUCCAACAAAUUUGCAAAAUUGACUCCCAGCUAUGUCCUUUCGUUUAAUUGGUUGAAACUAAGUGUUGUAUUUCCUCUCAUUGAAAAAUACCUGGAGGUUCAGGGGUCAGGUUCUAAGACUGAAGAAACUCUAGCUCUAGUCUUAAAGUGGAUUCAUAAUUAGUAUUGAGUACAGAAAGGGUGAGUCUGAAGCACCAGUUCAGGUUAAACCCUUAUAGGGGAUGCAGAAGUGCAGGUUCAAACUGAGAAAGACAAACUCAGGACUGAUGUCAGCAAGGCCACCUUCACGGAGCAGCAAAGCUCACAGAAUGGACUCUGGAGAACAUCAUCCAUGAACAGUUAUCUGGUACAAUGGGCCAUGGCAGAAGCAUGCCAAGCCUUUCCAGCAGAGGAAGUUGCAAUGGGCAGAAAGUGGCCUUCCUCCUGUGUCCACCUUGUGACUCAAGUGUUGGAUUCAAAUGUGCCUUUUAGAGAUGGAAUCAUAACUGGGCAAAGGUUUCUCUGCUCUCACGCUCCCUGCUGCAAUCUUGGUCACUCUGUCUAUCAAUAAAUGGACAGAUGUUCACAAGUUGUAUGUUUUCUUUUAUAACACUCUGUGGAGGACAAAAGUUCUAAACUGGGAGCAGGGAAGCAGAAAACCUACCCUUCUGGUCAAUCAGUAACGCCGUUUUGCAGAUCUCUUUGUAUACUGCGUUUCAUUGUAAAUCUGUAAAAAUGUCUGACUUGCAUGGGGAGCAUUUCCUUGGGAUGUAUCACUGUUGUACUACAGAUUAAUGUUAUCUUCACCACUCUUUACACAGUUCAGCUGGUCUGAGUUUUAAAAAAAAGUCAUUGUAAAUUACAUGUUUGUUUUUUCCUCUUUUUCUUCACCAGCUCCUUUCUUGGACAAAGAUGCAUUUUAAUCUCCAUGUUAAUUAAAGCAAAAACCUAUGUGCCUGA